Messenger RNA from Durusdinium trenchii, 1230 nucleotides. Lineage: Eukaryota; Dinophyceae; Suessiales; Symbiodiniaceae. The record is from the annotation of a GenBank genome assembly.
UGCGGGUCUCUUCCAAUUUUGACACAGGACACACGACAGGCAUCCACGCGAAACCAUGGCAUUGUCAGAGUCAGAGUCAUGCUAUGAGAAGUCAUGCUUGUUCAGAGUCAUGCUGAACUGAUUGUUCAUCUCCUGGACACAGUGGGAGGCUAAGAAGGUCAAUAUUGAUGGAGCUUUUUGCUUGACUGGAAUCAUCACUGUCAUUGUAAGUUGCAGUCCACGAAGCUGUUUUACCUUUUGCAGUUGCUGCCUUGAAACUUGUGCCACAGCCAUUUACAGGCUAAAGAAGGCAGACGAAACGUGUGCGAGUCGCAUUUUCACCUGUGACCCUCAGUGACGCAAUGGCUUUGCUGAAGUCCAUCGCACUCCUCGCGCUUUCGUUCGGCAAGGCAUGGUCUUUGGCACCAGGAGAUUGUGCUUUCGUUGGCAUCUAUGGUGAGAAGGAUGACUUUGCCAUCCUCUUGAUGGAGGAUGCUGAUGGUGAGAAGAUCUCCUUGACUGACGGGAAUUUCAAGGACAAGAACUAUCAGUCAAGCCAGCGUGCCCAAGCCAAAGCCCAUGUGAAGGAUGCUGUGAAGGGAACAGUCUUGAGGAAGUCUGACUUCCAGACGGAAGAUGGCUGGUCCUUCGCUGCUCCUUUGGCCCUCACCGUCUUCAAGGGAAGCCCAUCGUCCCCCACGGCCUUGUGUGGUGUCAGCUUGGAUGGGAAAGCUGGCAACAUGAUGGCUCGCAGGUUGGAUGAUGAGGUGGCCGCCCUGAAUCUGGGUGAAACUGAGACCGCCCAAUAUGCUGGUCCGAUGGUUGGCAGCAAGGGAGAGCUCUUGGACGGCAUCAGCAACCCCAUGAACUGGUUGCGAGAUGCAGGAGCUCUUCGCAAACUCUCGGGCUUCAGCAUCGCAAUGGGCCAAAACAGCACCACCAGCAUGACCACGACCUCCAUGGAAGAGAACACCACCUCCACGACUAUGACCACAACCCUGGACGAGGGUGGAACCGACGCUGGAGUGCAUGCGACUGUUUGGUGGAUCUUGACCCUCGGCGUGGCACUUCUGAGUGGAACAGAGGCGGCUGGUGGCUGGUGAGGCGUUUCGGUGAGGCGUUUCAGUUUCUCUACUGAACGGCGUUUGAAGCAGUAAAGUAUCGGGCUUGGGUAGCAAUGACUUCCCACCGAACAGAGCUGAGCACUCACAGAGCUUUAUUUAAUAGUAGUCCUUUUCUCGUGGCACUCAG